AUGUCGCCCACUAUGUCAUGCGCUCGCGCGUUUCCCCGUUAUUGCCUCACAAAACUUCUCCGCGCGCACAUUAGCCCUUGCGCGAGUCACCCGCACGCGCAACACGCGCCGCUACCCUUGCCCUUCCACGCAGCAUGCCGCGCGCUUUACAGUUCUCCGCGCGCAGCAGCCGCGGGGGAUGCGGGUGACGCCCCGAGGGAGCAGGCGGAGUGUGUGUUGGUGGGCGCGGGCGUGGUGCGGCAGCGGGAAAAGGAAAGGGGCGGGGGAGCGGAGACUGGCAGUUACAUGCCAUUGCCGGGUGUGGUGGCGGAUUUUGAGGCGCAGGCGAGGGAGCAGGCGGAGUGUGUGGUGGUGGGCGGGGGGAUGGUGGGGCUUGGAGGGGAGAGAAGCGGGGGAACAGCCCCUGGCGAGGCCGUUGCAGGGCUGGCUAUGUCGCCACCCGUGGAUUUCGAAGCGCGGGAGAGGGAGCAGGCGGAGUGUGCGGUGGUGGGCGCGGGCGUGGUGGGGCUGGCGGUGGCGCGCGCGCUGGCAGUGGCGGGGCGGGAGGUGGUGGUGGUGGAGGCGGGGAGCGGAGUGGGGGGCGGUAUCAGCUCGCGCAACAGCGAAGUGAUUCAUGCGGGGCUAUAUUACCCACAUGGGUCGCUCAAGGCACGGCUGUGUGUGGAGGGGCGGCGGCAGCUGUAUGCUUUCUGUGAGGACAGGGGGGUGCCGCACCGCAGGGUCGGCAAGCUGGUGGUUGCCACGUCAGCAGACCAAGUGCCGCAACUGGAGAAUCUUAAGGCGAGUUCAACUGCUCUGCCUUCUCCCACCUCUCACCCUCAUCUCGCCGUCGCGCCAAACCCGCGCGUGGAGGAAACGGGGUGGAGGGGCUUCGGAUGGUGGGCGGGGAGGAGACUUACUCACGCGGAGGGCAACGGGGUGGAGGGGCUUCAAAUGGUGGGCAGGGAGGAGGCAAGCCGGAUGGAGCCACGAGUGGAGUGCCAGGCUGCGCUGCUGUCGCCGCACACUGGCAUCGUGAACUCACACGCACUGAUGCUCGCCCUUCAGGCAGAGGCAGAAGCAGCAGGUGCUGUAUUCGCUUUCAACUCAGCCGCAGCGCCCAUCAAACCGCAACUGCCACCCCUCCGCCUCCCUCCUCUCUACCUCGCCCGCGGGCAUUACUUCGCCCAUUCUGGCCCACCACCCUUCUCCCGCCUCGUGUACCCGCUGCCGGAGCCGGGGGGCCUGGGCGUGCAUGCCACGGUGGACCUCGCCGGUCGAGUGCGGUUCGGCCCUGACGUGCAGUGGUUGCACGCGGUGCCACUCUCUGCUGCCCAUGGCAUGCCCAUCAGCUACGACUACUCAGUGGACCCUGCAAGGGCCGAAUCGUUCUACUCGGCGAUCCGCAAAGAGGGUGGUGAGGGAUGGGCAUCACUGCAGCCCCGCUCUCUGCAUGCGGACUAUGCCUAUGCGGACUAUGCCUAUGUGGACUAUGCCUAUGUGGACUAUGCCUAUGUGGACUAUGCCUAUGUGGACUAUGCCUAUGUGGACUAUGCCUAUGUGGACUAUGCCUAUGUGGACUAUGCCUAUGUGGACUAUGCCUAUGUGGACUAUGCCUAUGUGGACUAUGCCUAUGUGGACUAUGCCUAUGUGGACUAUGCCUAUGCGGACUAUGCCUAUGUGGAGAAACCGGCCCAAACUCAGCGGCCCAGGGGACCCAGCAGGAUGCGUCUAGAGGCACUGCAGGGCGGCUCUCUGCAUGCGGACUAUGCGGGCAUUCGACCCAAACUCACUGCUUCUGGGGAACCUGUUGCUGACUUGUUCAUUCAGGCGAGACUGGGUGGUGAGAUGUGUGGUGGAAUGGGCCAUGUGUCAACGUUUUUCUCACUUCCCUUCUCAUUCAUUCUAAAUUCGACUACUAACUACUCGGAAUGCGCUACCACCCGUGAUGUGUGA
Molecule: messenger RNA, 1935 nt
Organism: Closterium sp. NIES-65
Lineage: Eukaryota; Viridiplantae; Streptophyta; Zygnematophyceae; Desmidiales; Closteriaceae
Source: the annotation of a GenBank genome assembly